GCUUUGCCUUCACCGCCCAUUAAUGGCAGACGCCGUCGGACGCAAGGUGUCGGACAUGCGGCAGUCGGGCGGCUUGUGUGAUCUUGUGUUGUGGUGGUGGUCAGGUCGCGUUUGUGGAGCCGCCGCGGUGGCCUUGUUGGUGGGCGACCUGGCACAAUGAAUCGGCUACAGCGGCCAGCGACGGUCACCUGACGAAGUCGUCGCCUGCUCAGGCUCAUCUUCACCGAGCCUCCGAAGAGGGCUUGCAGCGCGGCGGGGUUCUCCGUGCGUGUGUGUGUUUGUUGACCCCCGCUAGGAGGAACAUGGCGGCGGGUUCUUCCGAAUUUCGGGACCUCCGGAGAAUUGCCGCUCUUGGCUCCGUCUUUUUCGUUGUCGUGUGCCUCGACUGUGUGCGGUGUGCCGCGGGCGGCGACGCCAAGCCCUCGAUAAAACUGUUCGGGAACAUUGGCAAGUUCGCGAACCGCUCCGGAGUGCACGAGUUUCUCAAGAGCAACUUGUUUCUCGCGUCGCUCGCCAAGGAGUCUUCGGCAGCCGCCGGGGCGGAAAGUGAGGCCUCGGAUCGGCAAGAUGCGAUCGCGGACAGCAUAUAUCUGCAAGUGGAAGCGCGUUCGCUGGGAUCUCACCUUCGCAAGAUCAGCAACGAGGAGCUGGGAGUCACGGCUAUGCAGGGAAUCUAUGAUGAGCUGCCGUUCACCACUGACAACUUUGAUGCAGCCAAGCAGCUUGAUGAGAUCGCUGACAAGCUGCAGAAGAAGCUGCUGUCGUAUGUGGCGCUUCUGAACCGCAGUGCAGACGUUGUGGAGGAAGUCUACAGGUUUCGACAGCGGUAUGCAUUUCCAGCGGUGAACCCAUGCUGCUUGAUGGAUCCAAGUGUGUUGAUGAUGGACAACCACUUUGGCACAGAAAUCACAAACUCGACGACUUGUGACACAGCGCCUCUGUCCCUGCCCAAGGGUGUUUUCAGUCCUGGGCCCAACCUCACUGACGUGUUCCGCAAGAACUUGGAGUCGCACCCAUCAAUUAAGUGGCAGUACUUUGUGUCUGCUGCUGGCAUCCACACGGAGUACCCUGCCUACAGCACUGUCAGGAAGUGGUCGUGCAGGCAUGUCGACGACCUUCGGCACAGGGACAUCUACUUGGCCACAGUGCAGCCACACACAAAGCAUGUGGUCAUUGUGAUCGACCACGGGAACUCUCUGAGCCCCAAGCAGCUCGUCACAGCCAAGGCGGUUGCCAAGUACGUCCUGUCAACGUUGUCCCACCAUGACAGAGUUGGUCUGAUUGGUCUGUCGGGAGAGCCAAAGUUUCCUCAGAGUGACAAGUGCCUGUCCAAGGAGAUGGCCUUUGCCACAUACGAGACCAAGUACCACUUUGGCCGCUUCAUCGAUUCUCUCCAGAAAGCUCCCAAUUCUACCAACCACCGAGUCGGGUUCAGCAAGGCAUUCGAAAUGAUCCAGAAAAGCCUUCGGCCUUCCAAGAACAUUUCAAAGCAAGCCGAGGCACUGAUCGUCUACGUUAGCCGGGGCCUGCUGUCGUCGAUUGCGGAUGCUCGGCCCGUGUUGGAGACGAUUGCAAGUGGACACAGAAGCAGCGGCCAUCGUGUCGUCAUCAACACCUAUGCAGUCAUUGACGAUGGCAAGCCCAUCAUGUACGAGACAUCAUUUCUCAAGGACAUUGCUGAACUCAAUUUUGUCAAGUACAACGUGCCUGGCGUGCCAUCACCAGAGCUAAGGGGAGCCAUGGUGGCCAUCAACUCCACUGAGAACCUCAGCUUCACAAUGGGCCAGUUCUACUCUGCCUUGAGCUUUCACCGGCAUCCUACGUCAGUUCACUUCUCUUUGCCCUGGUUCGAUAACAUUAGCAAAGACCUGGUGAUAAGCAUCAGCAAAGCAGUGGUUCACCACGGCGUUCUCUUGGGCGUCGCUGGCGUGGAUAUCUCAGUGUCGGACAUGGCUGAAGACAUUGUCUACUUCUCAAAGUCUCAGGAUGUCUAUAGCUUCCUUGUAGAAAAAACAGGCGUGGCCAUUGUGCACCCAGCAUUGUCCAAGCCGUCGUCGGUGUCAGAACAGCCGAUGCACACGGACAUCCUCCACCUGGAGAACAGGCCUGGGUUUCAUGCCGUUCGACAGGACCUUCUGAAUGGUUCUAGCGGUGAGAACAAGCUUACGCUUGCAUCAGUGGUGGAGUCCCCCGAUCGUGCGACAAACCUGGUUGAAGCCGAGCCAGCUGAAGAACAGUUGUCUGAAGUUGUCUACCGCUGGACUAGGGUGGCUGGUACACCCUACAUUGUUGCCAUUGUGAGCCUGAAGCCAAGCCGGCAGCAGCCAGUGCUGAGGGGCACCACAGCGGGCGAUGCGCUGGGCGAGUUUUACUAUCACAGACUUGAUCUCGUGUCUCCGCCUCAGCUUUGUCGACACAUGAAGCAGCUCUCUACGCUAGCUGGCAGUACACUGUUCCUGUCCGCGGCCUGCUUCCUGUCGCCCUUCGAGUACCUGUCCCAGGAAGAGACAAAGUCCCGAGUGCAGGGUUACAUGGCCUACCUCAUAGACACCACCAUGCUGAUCGCAAACCCAGGACUCAAGCCGGAUGUGCGAGACGAAGUGUUGGCGAUUGCUCGCAUCACUUCCGAGUGGAAGAGAACCUUUGAGAGCAGCGAGUUCACCAAGCAUGUGGUGCGAAGGUACGCAGCAACAGCGUGUGGCGCGAUGGUGGCCUACCCCGGCACGGUGCUAGAGCGCAGCUACGACCCGACCGAGCGGGAAUGGUACACUCGCGCGCUUGAGCACCCCGGCAAGGUUGUGCUCACGGCCCCCUACCUGGACAUGGGAGGCGCUGGGUACAUAGUCACCCUGAGCCACACCAUCUACCAGGCAAAGCCGGAUGCACUGCACAGCCCGUCAGAUGUGGUUGUUGCCGUCAUUGGAAUGGACCUGACGCUGGGCUACUUCUACAAGUUGCUGACGGUCAACAUGGACAUCUGCGAACAGGACAAAAUAGCAUGCUUCAUCCUGGAUGACCGUGGGUACCUGAUCGCUCACCCAAGCCUCAUGGAGCCUACCCUCAGAGCUACGGGCUUGGAGCAGCAGCACAUCACACGCAAGGAGCCCCUCGUUGUCAGUGACAUCACCAAUCACAAAGGCUUCGUGAAGAAGAAAGAGUGCAACAACUAUGGGGACUGGACGGUGCAGCGCUUCUACAAGCUCAACACCAGUCUUGAGGGCAUCCUCACCAACUCGGUGCAUGGGGAGCACUGUGCCAAAUAUCAGAUCACUGCCAUCCCUGGAACCAAUGCCUUCCUGGGCAUCGUCAACCACACGUGUGACACUGUCAGGGCUUUCUGCCCGUGCAGCAUGGUUGACAGGCUCUGCCUCAACUGCCAUCGCAUGGAGCAGCGUGAUUGCGAGUGCCCAUGUGAGUGUCCCCUGCAGAUGAACCUCUGCACUGGCGACCUGGCACACAAUGAAGACAGGAGUAGCAACUGCCCACGCUUUGCAAGGCCCCCGCAGCUGCCCAAGCUGGAGAGCUACCACUUCGACUUGCUGCUGCAGUGCUUCAACAGCGAAUGCAGUUCGAGGAUGAGUGAAAAGGACUGUUCGGGCGUGCUGGGCUGUGAGUGGUGCUCUGUCGACAUGGAUGGAGAGACAGCGCUGAAGACGCCCUUCUGCCACGAGCAACCCAAGUGCUUUGGUGGUGUUCUGGGCGCCAGGACGCCUUAUGCGGAUGAGAUAAUUGGUGCUCUCGAGGAAGAUUUCCCGUACAUCCGCAGCACUCCGCUCGGACCAGUGGCGGGUGGCAUGAUUGGAGCAUUCUGUCUGAUUGCCUUCCUGGUGUACUGCUACAAGAAUCGUGUUACACGAAGCUCGUCAAGCCAGUAUGCCCUGUCGUACCCAGCGGCACCUCUUCAGGGAGGCCAGGUUUUCCACGACAUUGACGACUCGGACUUCCACACGAGUCCCAGCCCUGUGGGACCUCAUAACCUCAGCCUAGCUGGCUGUACCUAUGACAACCGGGUGGUGGUGUCGCCGUAUCGUGUCAACACAGCGUACCGCCGCCCGCCCGGCGGUGACAGUGACCACGGCUACAGCACGAUGACGCCGCACGAAGACUCCGAACAUCUGCAGUACUUCGAGCCUCUGCUCACAAGCAAGGAGAAGGGGCGUUCGCCACCAGCGCCCCAGCCGUCACUGAGCAGUCGGGCCUCGUCACCCGCACAGCAACAGCUGACGCAGUUUCCCGACCCUUCCAUCACGAGGCUUCCGAAGAACCCGGCAACCAUGGGGAGGCGAAACUCCUUCCAAGCCAGCGUAGAGGUCCACGCUGCAGCUGUGCGGUGAACACUCGCAGUCACUUUCAUCACCCCCCGCAUAAUGCGCACCGCGGCUGUGUGGUCUUGGAGAAACUGUUUUAUUGCCAAGAAGGUGUGAUGUACUGACUCUUAGAUGCAGGCGUCACUGCCGAUAGUUUAUCUCAGAGGAGGUGACACUUGCCAGUCCUUGUGGAGUGAUUGCGUUCCCGGGCCCUCUAUCACGUGCGUGCCGCGCUGCAUCAACACGGGUGCGGACGACACCACUUCACUGCCAAGGGGGUGCACAAGGUCUCACCGGUGUCAACAUUGUGGGUAGUUGUUAUCUCGCAGGUGUUUUGUGUUGGGGACGCCCACGCGCUUCGGAGAUCCAGGGUGGUUGACGUACGUCGUGGGUGAUUCACCAUAUCAUGAAAACUUUCAUUUCACUUUUCAUUGCGUGGUAGGCUAGAAAGAGACGGAGAUGCGAGCUCUUUGAAUUGCCACACUCGUCCUCCGCAGUGUGGUGUCACUCGUUUCAUCUAUUCAUUGUGUAUACUUCUUCAUACUGCACUUCACCUGUGCCGAGCGCACUAGAAGUGCCCACAUUUGCUGCAGUUUUCAUUGUUCUGCACAGUGAGACAGCUAGCUGCUCCUAUUCACAAGUUUGUGUAGCUUCAUCCGUCAGAUUACUUCAUGAAACUGAAAGUAAAGUCUGGGAGUCUUACGAAAAACAAAAAAAUGGAAGAAGUAGGGCAACAGCCAGUCAUAUUCCUGGUGAGCGGAUUAUUCUUAUGAGCUGACAUUGCAAGCCUGAAAUCAUCUAUUCAUUGCAGUACUAUUAACGCGACAGCGUUAGGGGCUGGCUGAAGAUAUAUUAACGCGAGUGCUAUGCCGCUGACCGAAGAUACAAUGUGGACAAGCUGUGCAUCUGCGACUAGAAACUGCUUUUUAAACGAUUUGAGCAAUGUUGUAUGCCCUUAUUUCGGGGGUUAUACGCAUGGAUUUUUAAGACAUUUUUUCAGGCUGUUGUAAUAGGGAGCACAGGUUACACACGUGAAAAUACAGUACAAAGCUGCAUCCCAUUACUUUUAAAUGGUACUGGGUGAGAAGAAAGGCAAGCUCGUGCACGAUGAACAAAACUGCUGCCAAAGCAAACGCGUGAAUUACUCAGAGUUGCACGAUUCCACGGUGGCAAAUACCAUUGCAUGGUGACAUGUUAAUCGACAACUAUGUACGGUGUAGUCCAGUAUGACAGGGAACAGGGACACCUUAUUGUUAUUUGGUCAAUAAUUACUAGAAAUGCAACAUCAGACAUUGCCAUUGCUUGCCAUGUAGCUUCCCUGUUGACGGGAGAGGCCUUAUUUGUAUUUGGACUUUUUUGUCAAAAGCAAGGAAGAUUGUUAGUCCAGAUACAAAUGGAGCGUUCCCUUUCACAUUGGCCCUUCCUGCAGAGUGGAGAAACACGCGGGAUCCUAAGCACCUUCAUUUAUUUUUCUUUUGUCACUGUGAUAUCAAUGCAGACAGCUUGUGUGAACUUGCCACUAUGGGUAGCUUGCGACACAGAUCGACCCUAUUUAAAACGUCGACAAAGGUUCUCGUAUGGCGGCAUUGUCAUCACUUUCAGCGUAGCCAGGAGAGAUGGCAGUCCUCGUGGAGUGACGUGCGUAUGACCUCAUAGACUGAAUUAAUUAGCAGAGUUACCACAAACUCCGCUGGCACAAGUUUUCUUGGAAUACUAAAUUGAUAUUCGAUGGCAGGUUUGUGAAAUUCAGUGUGUUGCGUAGGGAAUGAGGGACGAAUAGCCCUUUCUAUCCCCCCCCCCCCCCUCUUUCUGCCUAUAUGCAUGUAGGACCGGAGUAGGUGCUUAUGUAUGCCGUACAUCAUAAUGUCCCAUUUGUUCACAAAUAUGCAGCUUGCCUAUUGGUGUGUCUAGUUCGGCGCAACAUUGUUAAAAGACUGAAGCCUUUACUCACGUCAGCAUUAGCCUUCUUGCUAGCAAAAUCGGCCUGGGAGGCCCCUACUGUUGCACACUGAUGCAAAAGACCUUGGAAGACAAGCGAAUUGCACGCUGCUCUGGCUUGUCAUUGUUGAGUUGCCCUACUGCUACAUAGCCUUGCCUGGACUUGCUUAGCGAACAAAGCACAAGCACACGCCGUGUGAUGUCAUCCUGACAGCUUGGGCCUCUGCCAAGGACUCCAAGCGUCACUGCCGACAUGUCGCUGACGUUAUAACUCUGCCUGUAGGUUAGAAACCAGACACAUUUCCGAGGUGCUUCCCUCAUAAUUUUUAGGUUGCUGGGCAACCACAUUUGUUUUUAUAAAUUUUGCUGGCAGCUUCUAUUUCCGAAUGAAUAACGAAUGGUGCAAACUCACGUAUUCAAAAGCGGGUCCUUACGUGUAAAGUUUCUGUGAAGCUACGUUUUGAGGUUGUCUUUAUGACGGCGGCUGCGUCCUUCCUGUGCGGUCAAGUCUUACUCCCUGCAAUGGCAGCAUAAUUUGUACAUUGUAGCACAAUUUCGGCGUGUAGCACAUUUCACACUUUAAGCUGAAUAGUGAAGAGUUGGAAAGGCACUAAGGUUUUAUAUCUGUUUUCGUCGUAGUUUUUCAAGUGCUAUCACUUCACUUUGCAGCCACCCUAGUGCUAUCAGGUCGCUUUGCGACUUCGUACUGAUUUUGACUUGUCUAUAUCAUGUACAAUACAAGGGGUACUGCAGAGUUAAAUUUUAAGCUCACUCGUCUGACUGACAGUGCAAAUACAGUUACCGUGACAUGCUCGAACAUUGUAAAUUUUCUCAGUCAGGAAAAGGCAUCACACUGACUGCCCUCAACCAAUUUUCUUGUGCCGUACACGCCAUACAAGAUGCAAUUCUGCAAACAAGAGCUUGGCAUAGCCAAGCAUGGUGCUCACUCGGGGUUUCGGCCAGCCCCUUUCUGUGGUGGUGGCGGUGUACAAGAAUUGAACAUAUUGGCUUUUCAUCAUGAGCAGUUGUGAACCUUUUCAAAAAUCAUAAUGUUAGCACCGAUACCAUUUGCUCAAUCCGUGGCAUUCAAGUGCAUUUUCCUUUAACAAGCACCAGUGGCUAAACCACAAGAACAAUGCAGUGAAAAAAGAAAGUUCAUAGGUUUAUUAUUUCCACGUUGCAUAAUUCUAGUGUAGCAGUAGGUUGUAAAGCUGGGCCGCAAUUGUGUAGCAAUGCCUUUUCCAGUGCUAUUCCUUUUUGCACUUCAUCAUUGAUCAUAGCAAUAUUCUGCCCACUCGCAUUAUCAAUAGGAUCAGCCAACCGUGAACAGUGCAUGGUAAGAAUGGCAUAGAAUGAAGUGGAAGGUGGAAGGCAUUACUACAAAAUCGCAGCCCUGAAUGCCAUGUACUCAGCAAAUAAAUGCAUGUAGGCACAGUCGAGAGCGAAAAUCUAGAGACCACGACAUGGGCAAAAAAAAAAAAUUAAUUUUCUUCUAGGAAAGGCGUGCAACGUGAAAUUGUAUAAAAGCAUGGCACUGGUCAAGCAGUCGCACAUGGGCAGUACACCUGAUUUCAGCCUUUAUGCCUAGGCUGAGAAAAAAGAAAAAUUUAGCAGCAACUCUGGUCCUCGAACUUUUGCACUCGACUCUACAUUCGUAUAGGUGCCAACAUUGUGCUAAAGUGGGCUUGUCACCAAAAGUGGUGUAUCCCAGUACAGUUGUGCUUAAGACUGGAUUCUCUGACAAACUCAAUAAUUGUUUGGGGACCACCAUUUAAGUUUCUGCAGGUUCAUUGUGGGUUUGUCACACUGAACAGAUAAUUUCCAAGGUCCCUUCCAGCUCAUCUUACGGAGGAAAACCACUUUGCGGCCCCUGGUUCGUUGCUAGGCCUACGAAAACUGCUGGUGUAUGCACUUUGAAUGUCUGGGCACUGUUCGCGUUGUGCCUUGGAGCACACCUCGAUAGAUGUUAGCCUCUCGUGCGUAUGGGCUCACAGCCCUCGGUUGGACCCAGCCGAUUCCCUUACCUUCAACUUCUUCCACAGGUUAUUUUUACAUCUGUAUAUAGCAUGCUGUACAUAAUGAAAUGAUAUGCAAGACCGUGUUCCUUUGUGUUUGUUUGUCUGACCCUCUUGUCAUUUGUGCCCUGUAUAUACGAGUCUACUCAGGUUGAAAGUGUCUGAAUGAGUUGUCUGUUGUGCCAACAUGAUUCCAGCGUUCGCUCGUUAUAGCUCCAUUUUUUAAAUUAUUUUGAGAAUGCUAAUUGUUGCUGGGAUGUUGGUGCUCCCAAGGAUGGCCAGCUCUAUUGCUGUCUUAUUUCAUCUUUUUUUUUUUUUAGGACUCAUCCUGUAAGCAGAAUGUCUUUUUUUUUUUAAGCUAUAAAACAGAAUGAGAAGUCCAUGUGUGUGUGUGUGCAAGUAAAUUAUUGUAUGAAGAUUGUAAUCAAGGCCCACGGUAUGCGCACUUUCUUUCCUUGCAAGUUACCGCGCAAAAGUAUGCGUGUUCUAUGCAAUGCAAACAACUCGUGUCUGGAUCCCCCUCGUCAAUAUUGUAAACUUCUUUCAGCACGCCUCUGAUGACUAUGCACAGACGUUCUUUUGUUACGCAUCGUUAGCGGGCUUCGUUUUCGGCAUGCGCAGUUGAUGUGUGCCUUUCUUUCGAAACAACAUGGAGGUCGUUUCAAGGGAGACUUGUAGACUCGUUAGGCUACUCAUUAAGUUUAUCCCUGCCCAAAGCCUCUUGACUAUCCCCCAGAUACUAUUGAUGCUUUGUAUUUCAAGUUGGAGUGAACUUGUUAGUCACAUGCAGUUCAGUGAUGCAAACCGAAGGCACAUGAUUUUGUUCAGCAUAGCAUAGUAGUGUUUUUGCUAUUGAAGUCUGGAGGAAUAAAGAACAGUCUAUGAACAAGCCAA
Molecule: messenger RNA, 9154 nt
Organism: Dermacentor albipictus
Lineage: Eukaryota; Metazoa; Arthropoda; Arachnida; Ixodida; Ixodidae
Product: VWFA and cache domain-containing protein 1
Cellular component (GO): voltage-gated calcium channel complex
Molecular function (GO): voltage-gated calcium channel activity
Source: RefSeq, a predicted model, not a curated record